GAAAGAUGGCGUGGAACCUACUGGUGGUUGUGGUUCAGUAUUCACAGACAAGACUGAAGCACUUAAUUGUCUUAAAUUGAACAGUGGUGCUCGGCUUAAAGCUUUUGAUACAAGAGAGGAGGCAGAAGCUUUUGCAUCUGGUAAACUAAACGCAUCAUUUCGGCUCCUCUCUCAGGAAUUGUCACCAGGAUGGACUGAACCUACUUCUGAGUACAAAGGACCUAAACGGGGAGAAAUCACCCGUUUUCGCAAACUUAUUGAAAACUGUGAUUAUGAUAACCUUGCGAAAAUAAUCUAUAGCAAUCCAAAGUAUCUAAUUAGCACUGCUGAUACCCCUGUCAUCAUUCAAGAAGGGUGUCAUUACAAUAGCAUGCAUGUUGCUGCAAAAACUGGUCAGAAGGAUAUUUGCGAGUUAAUUAUUGAAACCCUUAAUGAUGAUGAAUUCUGGAAACUAAUCUAUCCAAACAAAGAAAAAGGAAUAGAUGGUUGGCAAAAACUAAAUAACAGAAGGAAAGCAUUUACUUUGGAUUUGUAUCUAAACACACCAGACAGAGGAAGUUGUGAAACACCGUUGCAUUUUGCUUGUAAAUUUGGAAAAGCGGAUGUCGUUAAAUAUUUGUUGUCUUGCUCGGGUGUUGAACGAUCUGUAUUAAACAAAGAUAGAAGAACAGCAGAAGAGGUCAUAUGUGCCCGAGUGCCGAAUUGUGAUGAAGACCUACGAUCAAGAAUUCAAAGCAUGUUUGACAAACAAGAAAGCGUCUGCGUGCCUAUUCUACGUUCAGAUGACAACUGCGCGCCUCCAAAAGUUGGAGCUCCGUGGUCUCCGAGUUGUCAUAUGAAAUUUGAAGAAGCCGUGGGUAAAAAGUCCUGGGGAACCAACAUACAAAGUUCGAGCGUUCGCAGGGCCCAUGUCGCCACAUGA
Molecule: messenger RNA, 922 nt
Organism: Dendronephthya gigantea
Lineage: Eukaryota; Metazoa; Cnidaria; Anthozoa; Malacalcyonacea; Nephtheidae
Product: ankyrin repeat and LEM domain-containing protein 2-like
Exons: 4
Coding region: 371-922 (183 amino acids)
Molecular function (GO): protein binding
Source: RefSeq, a predicted model, not a curated record